AUGAGCAGUUCCUGUGUGACACUGGCCGAGGUCCUGUGGGCAAAAGGAAGCCCUUUGGAGGAAGAAGAAAUAUGGGCACUUUUGUACGUGGCCACAGUGCAGCUUCUGGAGGACCUUCACAAAGACCCUGCCAUCUGUGUGAUUUGUCCAUGGUCAGUACUACUGUCUGCUGAAGGAAAUUUGUCCUUCCAAAACAAUGCAUCUCAGACAGAAGCUGUCCCUUUCAGUGCACCGGAAUUGCUCCACAGACAAAGUAAAAACCAGCGCAUUGGACUAACAAAGAUGUUGGUGUAUUCCUUAGGAAUGACCCUCUAUUGGUCAGUAGACUACCAGGUUCCUCCAAACCAGUCCCUCCAGCUGAGUGACCAGCUACACACGCUCUUGCUGACACUAUGUGAAGAUCUGCCACAUAAAAGACUUUCUCCUGAAUCAAUUCUGGAAGCAUGUGAGGCACAUCAGAAGGAAUCUGCUGCCUUACCAGCGAAUGGUUACAUAAAGAAAAUGGUCCAGCUUGCUGUGGGAAGUGUCAGUGAGGUAGAGCGGGUGGCCACCGAAGACAACACAGCCUCUCAGCUUAACAGAAGUCAUGUGAUAAGGAAAAGACUGCAUGAGAAAAUAUCGGACACCUCACCACUGUCCUCCCAGAUGAAUUUUCACCAAGGUAUUAUUGGUCAUAAGAAAAGGAGAUUCUUCUGGAAAUCAGAAGACAAAUAUAGACAAAACACAGACAAACCAGCUGUCAAAUCAUAUUGGCUCACUCAUUCAGAAGCUAAGCGUACAGAUUCACACUUGCAUAAGCUGUUUUCAGGUCCAGAAUUUAUUAUUUUGUCUAGUGAACCACCAGUGACCUUACAGCUGCCUGGAUCAAUUGUGACUAAAAAAGGGAAAUCCUAUUUGUCCCAAAGGGAUCUCAAUGUGAUUCUACUCAAUGGGCAGUGCCUUGAGGUGCAAUGUGACAUCAAGUCCAAGGCAAGAGAUGUUUUCAACACCGUGGUGGCAUAUGCAAACUUGGUGGAACAUUUCUACUUUGGCUUGGCUUACCUGAAAGGUAAAGAAUUCUUCUUUUUGGAUGAGGAGACCAAACUCUACAAAGUGGCCCCAGAUGGCUGGAAUGACCAACCCAAGAAGAAAACUUCCAUCAUUAAUUUCACACUCUUUACAACCAUUUUAAUGUUAUCCAGUAAGCAUGGCUUGACAAGGCAUCAGUUUUACCUGCAGCUUCGUAAAGAUAUCUUGGAAGAGCGACUAUAUUGCAAUGAUGAGACUGCCCUGAAGCUUGGCGCUUUGGCUUUACAGGCAGAGCUCGGCAAUUAUGCUUCUGAGAUGCAUGGAAAGAGCUAUUUUCGUGUUGAAGACUACAUUCCAGCAAGCCGAAUAGAGAAAAUGACCCUGGCGUAUGUACAACGAGAGCUUGCUAAAUUACAUCGUAUGAAUCGUUCCCUAUUUGAGGAUGAAGCUGAACAGGAAUUUUUAAAGGUGACUCAGCAACUUCCUGAAUAUGGAGUGUUAUUCUAUCGUGUGUCCCAAGAGAAGAAAGGAGCAGGAGGAGACAUCAUCCUGGGAAUCUGUGCCAAAGGCAUCAUUGUGUAUGAGGUCAAAAAUCACACAAGAAUUGCCAGUUUAAGAUUCCAGUGGCGUGAAACAGAAAGAAUUUCAGCUCAUAGAAAAAAAUUCAUGAUUGAAAGCAGCUUCAGUGGCAAAAAACACACCUUCAUUACCGAUACAGCAAAGACAUGUAAAUAUCUACUGGACCUCUGCUCUGCCCAGCACAAAUUUAAUGCACAGAUGAAUUCUAGGCAACUUCGGCAAACUUCAUCAGAGGAAAGUAAAUUUAUGGAAAUAGACAAAUCAAAUUCUGCAUAUGCAGCUCAGCGUGAACACCUUGCCCUGAUUCAGAGACUGUCUCGUUCAGAGAAUGUGCUCUAUGGAGCAAAUCUGGAAAACCUUUCUGCUGGGAUGAUGAGCAAAUCUUGUGAUAACCUCAGUGUGCAAACCAACAACAGGGUUAGAGACAAAAGCAAUCUUGGCAGAUCCACAUCAGGGCUAUCCCAGUCAGAAAUGCACAUCAAUUUGAAUGGAAAGCAAAGAAGUUAUGACUACCUCUCUAUCCACUCAACUCAGAACACAAUCAGUGCACCUGGAUCACCAGCGAUCCAAAAGGAAGUUUUGCUAAGUGGUCUAGAAAGAGAAAUCAUUUGUGUCAGCCUAAAACGUGACCCUAAGAAUGGAUUUGGUUUUGUAAUUAUUGGAGGAGAAAAUGUGGGAAAAUUAGACCUUGGUAUCUUUAUUGCUUCAAUUAUCCCUGGGGGACCUGCAGACAGAGCUGGAAAUAUCAAACCAGGAGGACGACUCAUCUCUGUGAAUAAUAUUAGUCUUGAGGGCGUUUCAUUUAAUACUGCAGUUAAAAUCAUACAGAAUUCUCCCGAUGAAGUGGAGCUCAUCAUCUCUCAACCCAAAGACAUGUAUGAAGAAGGAUUAAAUGAAGAAAAGAAUCUAUCAAGAGGAAACAGCACUAGUGGAUCUGAGAUCUCUUAUGUAGACAGUGGGAGAAAAAAGAUUCAGGAUUGUCAUACAGCUCUCCCCAAAGAACAGGACACAAAUAUAGAUGAACUUGAAAAGGCUCUUUCCUGGAAUUUAGCACCAAAAUUGAGCCCUAGGAUUCCAGUUCCUUCAGCUGAUAGCCUGGAAGUGGAGGAAGGUGACUCUUCACACUUACCAUCUCCAUCUGAAACCAACUCAAAGGAAAUCUAUUCUGUGGAGCUUGUUAAAGAAGAUGGGACUUUCGGAAUCAGUGUGACUGGUGGAAUUAACACUAGUGUGCGUCACGGUGGGAUAUACGUGAAGUCAAUUAUUCCCAGGGGAUCAGCAGAUAAGGAUGGACAAAUAAAGAUAGGUGAUCGUUUGCUGGAAGUAGAUGGCACCAGCCUCUGCGGCAUCACCCACAAACAGGCUGUGGAACACCUUAAGAAAUCUGGCCAGGUUGCCAAGCUGGUUCUAGAAAGGGGAAACUACCAACUGGCAGAGCCAUGCCUGACUACUAAUGACAGAAAGGAGGACCAAUGUGCAGUUGUUUCUGUAGCAACAUCCUUCACAGAUGGUACCAAGGACCACUGCUUUUUGACAGAUGAUAAUAUAUUUGAAGUCAAAUUGACAAAGAAUUCUGGAGGCCUUGGCUUUAGUGUUCUGCAAAUGGAAGGAGAUGCUUUUGAACACCUUGGAGGAGCUAUUGUCAGGAUCAAAAGACUGUUUCCAGGGCAGCCAGCUGAAGAGAAUGGCAAAAUUGAAGUCGGAGACAUCAUUUUAGCUGUGAAUGGGAAACCUAUUCAAGGACUCUUGUAUCAGGACGUCCUGCACUUGUUGCGAGGAGCUCCUCCAGAAGUCACACUACUACUCUGCAGACCACCAAAAGGUGUUCUUCCAGAAAUAGAGCAGAGUGCCCUGACUCCAGCACCAUCUCCAAUUAAGGAGUUUGUGGCAGAAAUGCCAGGCAGUACAGAGGUAGGAAAUAGCAUGGAUCAGUCUACCAGUGAUGGAGGUAGCACCUCUCCGGACCUUGAAGACUGUCUGGAUUCUCCAGUGGCAGCAGAUUUCAGUGAGCCUCCUGAAUACGACAGCUCAACUUACGAAGAGCAGGAAGCCGAGUUUCAAGAGAAGAACAUACAGAAACUUAUGGCUCCCAGGGAAAGUUUCUAUAAGCAUCUUUGGAAGUUUCAUCAAGAAGCUGCCAGUUCUGAAGUCUUUCACUCCCUAGAGGAAGAAGUGAAGCAGAACUGCUACUCACCAUGUGAAGCUGGAUGCGUCAAAAGCCACGUAUUUAAUAAGAGUCAUGAUGACCUAUCGAACACAAAAUCUAUGCCUGAAACUCUCUCUCUAACCCCUAUUGAUGAAGAGUAUCUCACUAUCAGCUCAACGUCUGUGACCUCACUUUCACGGGGAGGAAGCUCCGAGACACUCUCCACAACCAUGGCAACCCCACAACCACAUGUUUGUGGUCCUUUCUCAUCAUCCCUGCCUACUAGAGACACACGUGACAGUGACAAUGAAUGGGAAGACUUGGAGGAACUAGAGGAAGAAAAGGAAGAAAAGGAAGAUUGCACUAGGGAAACUGAGAUCUUUGUGACUUUGACAAAGUCAGAGAACAGCACUUAUGGAUUCUCUGUAGUUCUUAACAAAGUGGACAGCUGCCUGUAUGUCGAUGAAAUCUUGAAUGAGCCUGCCCUGUCUGAUGGAAGACUAAGAAGGGGAGACAGAAUCAUUAUGGUGAAUGGAAUUGAUGUCACAUCUUUACCAUGCAAUGAAGCCCUGACUUUACUGCAAAGCUCUCCUCCGGAUCUGCACCUUGUGGUUGGUCGUGCUGACAGUGAUCUGCGUCCGUCUAUUAGGCCAGAGGAGAUUCCUGAAAUUACUCUCACAAAAGGUGCCAAUGGACAGCUAGGCUUGAAGCUGACAGGAGGAGCUGGAAGCAAGUUACAAGGUAUUUAUGUACUAGAGAUAGUGCCUGGCUCUCCUGCCAGCAUGGAAGGCAGUUUGCAGCCACGAGAUCAGAUUGUUUACAUCUGUGGACUCUGGACUGAGGGCAUUACCCUUGAUGAUGCAGUGAGAGUAUGUGAAGCUGCCACCCAGAAUGUCCAAAUCAAAGCCACAAGAAAUGGCAAUCCAGUGGUUCCUCUAGAGCAGGAAAAUAAGAAACAUUCGGAGGAAACAAACUGUGGUGCUCAGCAAAACACUCCCGAUUCUCCAGAAUGUAAGGACUUCAUUAUUAAGAUUGAGCUGGAAAAAGCAGAAAGUGGAAGCCUAGGAUUUGCACUGGUAGGUGGAAGAAAUGGCAGGGCUAUCCUAAUAAAAGCCAUCAGCCCGGACAGCAUUGCAGACUUAGAUGGGAGGCUUCAAGUUGGUGACAUUCUACUUAAGGUGAAUGAGACUUUCGUGUCUGGUCUGCCACGCCAAACAGUUAUAGAUUUGCUGCGCAAGGCUCGAGGCACUGUUCAACUGACUGUCUGCCGAAGCAUGGCUUUGCACUGGGCUUAUUCAGGCAAUCAGAGCAACAGUAUACCUUCCCCCCCAGACAUAAAAGCAGAGCCUGAUGGUGCUGAGGGAAGUCUGAGAGCUCAGCCUGUUUUCACUUUCAAGGAAGAACAAUCUAACCAGAAGUGCACCAAGGAUCCAGAAAGUAUACACAAUUCCCCUCUGCAAGGUCAGCUGACUGGACAAGACUAUAAGGAUAUCAUCAGUAACAUUUCAGACAGGUCACAGAAAUAUGCAAAAUGUGAAGGCUGCAGAAGAGAGAGUCAGCAGUCUGAGUCAGACAGCUGGAACAAUGAAGAUGACGAUAUGCCCCACAGAAUUUCCGUUCUACCUAGAAGCAGAACCUUUGCUUCUGGAGAUGAACUGUCUCAGCUAAUUAACUUUGAACCAUCACUGACUGGAGUAGGUCCAAGGACUGGCAUCACAGGUCUUAUUCAAGGCCUCCAGCUGCAGAUAGAGAAUCAAGAAGUGUUAAAGGAGUUUAUGGCUUUAGAACAUGUGAAACCAAUAGAUGACUGCAGAACUGGCAAAGCACCAGAAAACCAGAAUAAAAACAGAUACCAAGAUAUUCUUCCGUACGAUAAGACACGAGUUCAUCUGGGAGAAAAGAACGGCUACAUUAAUGCAAGUUACAUUAGAAUGAAAGUUGGAGACGAGGAUCAUUUCUAUAUUACAACACAAGGGCCUCUGCCAUCCACUAUGGCUGAUUUCUGGCAAAUGGUCUGGGAGAGUGAAUCGGAUGUGAUUGCCAUGAUGACAAAAGAAGUGGAGCUAGGGCAAGUCAAAUGUCAUCGGUACUGGCCUGAGCCUCCCCAGGACUCUAUAGACCUGACUAAUUUCCAUCUCAGGCUAGACAAUUACCAGAUUCUGGAAUACUUCAUAAUUAGAACAAUAGAAAUGAUCAACAAGCAGACAGAAGAGAAACGCAUUGUAAGUCAUUUGCAGUUUACUACUUGGCCAGACCACAAUACUCCCAAACUGGCUGAGCAGCUUGUAAAAUUUAUUUGUUACAUGAGAAAAGCUCACAGUGCAGGACCUAUUGUUGCUCACUGCAGCACUGGCAUUGGAAGAAGUGGAAUUUUGCUCUGUGUUGAAGUUCUGCUCAGCUAUAUAGAAAAAGAUCUAUGUUUCAACAUCAAGCAGAUUGUGAGAGAUUUGAGAGAUCAGCGUUUUGGCAUGAUCCAAACGAAG
Messenger RNA from Phaethon lepturus (White-tailed tropicbird), 6216 nucleotides. RefSeq names its product FERM and PDZ domain containing 2 (gene FRMPD2). NCBI's taxonomy places the organism in Eukaryota, Metazoa, Chordata, Aves, Phaethontiformes, Phaethontidae. Gene Ontology annotation, biological process: protein dephosphorylation. Gene Ontology annotation, molecular function: protein tyrosine phosphatase activity; protein binding. The annotation marks the transcript as partial. The record is from RefSeq and is a predicted model, not a curated record. The transcript is spliced from 42 exons. Gene Ontology annotation, cellular component: cytoskeleton.